Molecule: messenger RNA, 1537 nt
Organism: Durio zibethinus
Lineage: Eukaryota; Viridiplantae; Streptophyta; Magnoliopsida; Malvales; Malvaceae
Biological process (GO): Golgi to plasma membrane protein transport; protein localization to Golgi apparatus; Golgi to endosome transport
Cellular component (GO): Golgi membrane; trans-Golgi network
Source: RefSeq, a predicted model, not a curated record
UUCAAUCCCUCUCCAAAAAGAAAGUUUUAGUUUUCAAUCUUCACCUGUUUUGGCCUUUCUUUUCUUUUUUCUUUGGAUCAAAAUCUCAAUUUCAUUUAAGUUUGCUGGAAUUGGGAAUUCUUUCUUUCUUUUUUCUUUUUCUCUGAUUCCCUCCAAAAAAGGGCCUUUCAGAUUCGGGUUUGUUUCAGGACUACUGAUUUACCAGAUCCGAGUUCGCCAAGUCUCAACUUUAGGUACACUGAAAAUUGAACCUCAAAGUCAAUUUUAGCAUUGAAUUUUAUUUCUUCAAAAACUGGGUUUUUCUUUAACUUCGAGAAACACCAGAUUGGCAACCGAUGGUUUUUGCUUUGAUCUUUUUAAUUUUAUGAGAAUUGGGUUUGAAAGAAAAUUCUGCAAGGGAAGUAGAUUUUCUUUUAUGAUCUGACGCUUGGAUAUAAGGAAAUUCUUUUGGGGUUCUUUUUGCUGAUCCGGGGGUAUUUCAAUUGUAGUCAUGUUCUAUGGUGUGGUGGUAUGGGACCCUUGGCUUAUUGUAGCCCAAAUUGUUUGCCUUCAAUGUUUAUACUACCUUACACUUGGAGUCUUCUUGUCUUUUCUUGUCGGCACUCGUGUUUCUCGUAUGAGCUUGGUCUAUUUCUUUGACUUUGCUACUGUUACUACCUCUACCGUUACAGGCUGGUGUGUCAUUGCUUCGUUUCUGCUCAGUUCUAUAGCAGGAGCUGGUUACAUGCUUUAUUUGAUUGAAAGGGCGAAGAAGUGCUUAGAUUUUUCAGCCACCCUCUAUAUUAUCCAUCUUUUUAUAUGCCUCGUAUAUGGAGGUUGGCCUUCCUCAAUAACAUGGUGGGUUGUGAAUGGUACUGGAGUUGCAUUGAUGGCUUUGCUAAGUGAAUAUUUAUGCAUUAGACAGGAAUUGAGAGAGAUUCCCAUGAUGUGAUACCAAUCAAAUGUUUGACUGACAAAGAAUCAGGCGUGAAGAAACUCCUUGUGGCAUUAAAAUUCUUUGUUUUUCACUGCUUUGGAGGAGCUGAAGGAUAUAAUUCUUUAGAUAUCAAAUCUUAUCCGCAAUGAGAAAAAACUGACUUUAGUUUAUGGAAUCUAUUUGCAGUGCUUCUGGAGACAAUAUAGAAGUGCUUCUGAAGAUGAUAGAGAGCUACCUAAAAGUUUGGGAUAAUGGUGCUCCAGUGAAUUGAAGCUGGGGUGCAUGAGGCUAUGUAUACAUUUGUGCAAGGGCAAUCUAAAGGUACAACUACAUGUGACUUUGAGAACUGUUAAUGCACUCACUGUUUUCUGAUUCUAUCUGCAUGGUUGAUUAGUUUUUCAUUCUUUAAUACAUUGUUCGGUUGAGUUUUUAGGUCUGCAUAUGAUUUGAGAAAUUUGGGGUUAAUCUAAAAAUUUGAGCAUACACUACUGACUACUGACUGCUGAGUUAUCUGACCUGCGUUUCCCAACCAUGUCAAUUUCUGACCUUCAGGGAGUAAUUCAAACUUGAGAUCCAUGUCGAUCAUGUCUUGCGACUUAAGAUCAUGACCAACUGCCUAAA